Messenger RNA from Lontra canadensis (Northern American river otter), 345 nucleotides. RefSeq names its product 40S ribosomal protein S29-like. Gene Ontology annotation, cellular component: cytosolic small ribosomal subunit. The record is from RefSeq and is a predicted model, not a curated record. Gene Ontology annotation, molecular function: zinc ion binding; structural constituent of ribosome. NCBI's taxonomy places the organism in Eukaryota, Metazoa, Chordata, Mammalia, Carnivora, Mustelidae.
UUUUGUCUUGUUGCAUCUGAGAGAGCAAGAUGGGUCACCAGCAGCUCUGCUGGAGCCAUCUGAGGAAAUUUGACCAGGGUGCUGCUGCUUGCUGCAUCUGCUCAUACUGACACAGUUUGAUCUGGAAAAUAGCCUAUGGCCUCAAUAUAUGCUGCCAGUAUUUCCGCCAGUACUCAAAGGAUACAGGCUUCAUUAAGUUGGGUUAAGUGAACUUCCUUGAAUGGGUCAUCCAUUCAAGGCAGCACAUACGCUAAAAUUGGAAUGAUAUAGCGAAGAUUAGCAUGGCUCCUGUGCAAGUUUGAAAUGCAAAUUUGUGAAGUAUUCCAUAUUUUUACUAGGAAAAAA